Molecule: messenger RNA, 2476 nt
Organism: Pristis pectinata (smalltooth sawfish)
Lineage: Eukaryota; Metazoa; Chordata; Chondrichthyes; Rhinopristiformes; Pristidae
Product: keratinocyte-associated protein 3
Exons: 7
Coding region: 130-813 (227 amino acids)
Source: RefSeq, a predicted model, not a curated record
GAUGGGCAGUGACGUCAGCGCAGGUACCUGGCCAAGGUGCGGCGGUCGGUGGGGCGGACGGCGGCGGUCAGCGGGUCCGGGAUCGGGAUCGGGAUCGGGACCGGGACCGGCACCUGGUGCAGCGGCGACAUGUGCGGCUUCGAUAAAGUGAAUGGGCCCCGGCAGCUGAUGAGGAAGGGCAUCGCACUGAUUUUUAUUGGGCACAUCAAUUUCAUCAUUGGUGCAAUUGUCCACGGUACAGUCCUCAGGCACAUCUCGAAGCCUGACGACCAGGUGACUGUUGAGUAUUCAGUGGCCAAUAUCAUUUCUGUCAUCUCUGGUUUGUUGAGUAUUGCAACUGGGAUCAUUGCUAUCUUAGUCUCGCGAAACCUGCUCAGGGUAAAGCUGCACUGGGGAAUGAUGUUAAGCUCCCUGUUAAAUACUUUGACGUCAUUGGCUUGCGCUGCUGGACUUAUUCUCGCUAUUGUGCUGACAGUAUCUCAAGGGGGCAGGAACCUGAUUUCUGGCUGCAACUCUACCAUGGUGCCGGCUGUUCCCAGCAGGUCAAUGACGACGAACAACUGCCCCUUCGAUACAACCCGUAUCUAUGACACCACACUGGCGUUAUGGAUCCCGUCGAUGGUGCUGUCAACAGUGGAAGGAAUCCUCUCCGCCCGUUGCUUUGUGGUGGCAAUGAUUCUUCGUGGGAUUGGCCCCUGUGGACAGAGUGACAUGGUAGACCGGAUCGAGGAGGAAGAUCCAGCGAAAGGGAAAAAACACAGAGAAUUGGAAACUUACAAACUCAUCAGCAGCAGCCGAGAAGUCCAACUGUAGAAGCACUGGAUGCUGCCUGACCCACUGAGUGUUUCCAACAUUCCGUUUUCACUUCAGAUGUCCAGCAGUUUUUCAUGUUUGUACAGUUGUCUGUGUGGGUUAAUUGUUGCUGACGGUCCUUGGGGAAAACGACACUACUUUAGAUAUUUUUAAAGGGGAUUGUAAGAGUUUUUAAAAUGUAUUCUUAAAAAUAGCCGUUGGUUUCUGAUUUCUCUUUUUUAACAAUUUUUUUAAGAAAACCUAUCGGUUCAAAAUUCUAAGUGGUCAUUAUAGUCCAAGCUAUCAGAGGUCAGUUGCUGCAGUAGUAACUCGUCAGCGGCUGUCACUUUGAAGUCUAUAAAUGCUUGUUUCUUCUGACCUCAAUCCGGUGGAGUUGCCCCUUGAUGAAUUGCCCAUGUGUUUCACGUGGGAUUGUUUUGUCUCUCAUCUGAAGAGAUUUAUUCACUUUCCCCCAUCCUCAUUUAUUCCACCUCCCUCUCCCCAACUUUCUCUUGCUCCCCCUCCACCCCCUUGAGCUUCUCGCCUGUUGUGUGUUGAAGCAGGUUUUGUUGUGGCCUUUCUAUUUCUUAAUCACUAUAACAUUCACUGUUGUACUCAGUAAGCUGGGCAAAUGGUGACUAAGCUACAGUGUUUUUGAAUCCCUUUCAGCUGAAGGGCUACAGGGGUACUGAGCUCUAGAAUUCUCUGUGCUAAGAUGGCGAGAGCUUUAUCCACUUAGACUGAGGUUCUUCCUUGGAGAUGGGGACUUUGUCUUCAUUGGGUGGAAUUACCAGGAGGAGGGGUUCUUAUUGUAAUUGUACAAUAAGGGAGACUAAUCUUGGAGUAAGUACUGAAAGUUUGGAAACAACAGCGGGACUCAGCGGCUCAGGCAGCAUCUAUGGAGGGAAAUGGACAGUCGAUGUUUUGGUUCGAGACCCCUUCAUCUGGACUGAAAGAUUGAGGGGAGAUAGGCAGUAUAAAGAGGUGGAGGGGAGGGGUGGAGCAAGCUGGCAGGCGAUGGGUGGAUCCAGGUGAGGGGGGUGGUGAUAGGCAGAUGGGGGGUCUUUUUUCAGUCUAUGUACCUUGGAGUCAAUAUGGUAUAGGUCCACUGAGUUGUUUUCUGGGAUGGAAGGGUUGGGCUAUGAAGGAAGAUUAACCAGUGAUCUGAUGGAUAUAACUUCUGAGGGGAGGUUGAUGGGUGGAUAUCAACCACCUGGGACGCUCUGGAAUUGUUCCUUUUAAGACCAGUUGGUGAGUCACCGUACUGGAGCUCUGGGCUUACUUGGCGAGGGAGUAGUUGAGAAGUGGUCGAGCAGGUUCCUGGGUUUAAUGUCUGCUGACUUUGGUGAUCUAAGAGAGGUGCCACGGCAACUAACCUCAGUGCCUUGGGGCUAGGGAGGGGAAAAUUAGCAUUUGUGGGAGGGGUGGUGAAAGACAUCAGUGCUACUUCAGCACAGAUGUGGGACAAAAGGGUAAAAUGAUUCUGAAUAUGAUGACGAAGUUAUGAGCUUCAUUUGGCUUUAUGUGAAAUUCAAUUUAACUAUGUAGGGUUUUUUUUUACAAAGCAGACCCAGACAUAAAAUGUUGGUAUUGUUCACUUUUGUGGUGGAUGUACAGUUACUACAAGCCGUUGUGCGCAUAUAUCAUGUUAAACGUUUCAAAUAAAGAUUGCUAAUGGAUCUCA